AGCAUCACCUCUGGAGGUUGCUAGUCAUCGUGAUCUUGGUUAUUCUGAUUCGGAUUAGUUACAAAAUUAUUGAAAUUAUUUCCCUGUACGUGUAAAUAAACUGUCUAGGAUUCGCGAUGUUUCUCUGGGAUUGGUUCACUGGUGUUCUGGGAUAUUUAGGAUUAUGGAAAAAGUCUGGCAAGCUGCUCUUCUUAGGAUUGGACAAUGCUGGUAAAACCACUCUUCUUCACAUGCUGAAGGAUGAUCGUUUAGCUCAGCAUGUUCCCACAUUGCAUCCAACUUCAGAAGAACUUUCCAUAGGUAAUAUGAGAUUUACAACAUUUGAUCUUGGUGGACAUCAUCAAGCAAGAAGAGUUUGGAAAGAUUAUUUCCCUGCUGUAGAUGCUAUUGUUUUUCUCAUUGAUGCCUGUGACCGAGAUCGGUUCAAUGAAAGUAAAAGAGAACUAGAUUCACUACUGACUGAUGAGCAGUUAAGCAACUGCCCAGUUCUUAUUUUAGGGAAUAAAAUUGACCGACCUGGUGCUGCUUCGGAAGAUGAGUUAAGAAACGUGUUUGCUCUUUAUGGACAGACGACAGGAAAGGCUAAGAUUCCCAGAUCAGAACUUCCUGGGCGCCCUUUGGAGCUUUUCAUGUGCUCUGUAUUGAAAAGACAAGGCUAUGGAGAAGGCUUUAGAUGGCUAGCUCAGUACAUUGACUGAAAAAUCAGCAGUUGCAGAUAAGGAAUGUUCAUGCAAAUUUUGUGAUGGGGAAGUAUAGUGAUUUCAUUUCUAAGAUGAAACCGUGUGAAAUUUUGUAAUAUAUCAGUUGCAUUAAAGUGGACAGUCGCUUCAUUAAGGAAUCUGCUGCUCAAAAAAAAAAAUCCAUCUCAGUUAUCAUUUCUAAGCUGAUGCUGAUGUUUAUUUGUUGUGAAAUUGUUGAUCCAAACCAAUUUGUGUGAUAGGAUGGUAACUAUUUGAGGUUACUUUGCAUUAACUUGUAAAGGAAAAAGGGUGCGGGUGCACGUGUGUGUGUGUGUGUGUGUGUGUGUGUGUGUGUGUGUUGUAACUAUUUAUGUGUAAAACUAAUCAGUGUAGAGAAUAUGUGAUGACUGAUAUACCAAUUUUCUAUUAACAGUUUUUAUCAUUUGCUGUAACUGGUAAAUGUACUGUCAAUGUGAUUUUCAUAGGAUUGUUAAUGACAAACUUAAAUAAAAACCAGUCAGCUUGAAAACAUUUAGUUGCACUAACUGUUUGACGUUUACUGACAUUAGUAUAGUAUUAAAGUUUUUCAGACAUGUUUUUGGGAAAAAAAUGUAUAGUAUUUUACAGUGCAGAUCAGCUGUCAAGUGUACUGCGUCACAGUGCAAGUUAAAUUUUUAGUUAGUUUAUAUAGUUCUCUUUUGUACCCAAGCAAACCUGUGUAUUGUGGAGUGUUCUUUGAGCUUUCGUACUAAAACAUUCAUGUGUAGUUCAUACUUUGACACAUACUUUUGCAUUAAACAAGAACAAAUGAGUUAUCACUUUUUAUACAGAAGUAACAAUUGUGUAAAAUGCCAUAGUGUAUAGUUGGCCAAAUCUCCAUGUAGAACAGCUUUAUCAGUGAUAAAGUUCAAAUUUUGUUGCAGUA
This is a messenger RNA of Schistocerca piceifrons (Central American locust), 1605 nucleotides long. Its product is annotated as GTP-binding protein SAR1b-like. Bases 117 to 698 code for a protein of 193 amino acids. Lineage: Eukaryota; Metazoa; Arthropoda; Insecta; Orthoptera; Acrididae. Gene Ontology annotation, molecular function: GTPase activity; GTP binding. The transcript has a single exon. The record is from RefSeq and is a predicted model, not a curated record. Gene Ontology annotation, biological process: intracellular protein transport; membrane organization; vesicle organization. Gene Ontology annotation, cellular component: endoplasmic reticulum exit site; COPII vesicle coat.